This is a messenger RNA of Lucilia cuprina (Australian sheep blowfly), 5009 nucleotides long. RefSeq names its product mucin-5AC. The record is from RefSeq and is a predicted model, not a curated record. Lineage: Eukaryota; Metazoa; Arthropoda; Insecta; Diptera; Calliphoridae. The transcript is spliced from 7 exons. The coding region runs from base 307 to 3567 and encodes 1086 amino acids.
UUUUAAAAGAACAAUAAUAAAUAAAGAGCAAAUAAUUUAAAUAAACAACAUUUUUAAGCAGUUUAAAAACAAUGAAAUAAAAAGGACUCUGCAAAGUUUUAAAUAAACUUUAAAAAUAUAAGCGUGUUUUUAUUAGUUGAACGAAGUUUAAAUUUUUUGCAAUUGUGUUUGUGUGCGAAUUCUAAGAAAAUAAAUUAUUUGCCAUAUAAAAAAACCCAUAAGAAAAUAUAAACAAAAAUAAAACCCAAACAUAAAAUCCAACUCAUUUUUUAAAAAGAAGAACAUUUCUUACUUCUAUUUGGCAUCAUGUUACCCCAAAAUUCCUCAUGCAUCAACUGGCAUUUUUUGUUAGUGGGAUUAUUUUUCAUCAUCAUGCAAUGUGAUGCACGUGCGGUUAAUGUUAGUAACACCUGGACAAUGCCACAGGAGGGUCUAAAUGUAUUUUAUCGUUUCUUUCGUGAUCGAAUAUCAUGGUUUGAAGCUGAUGCUGUUUGUCAAUUCCAUCAUGCCAAUCUGGUGACAGUUGACAACAGUUUUCAAUUUGAUGCAACCAGAGACCUUUUAAGAGAAUUAGAUGUUAACGACAUUGUUUGGAUUGGUCUUAUGAGACCUCAAAGCUCUGAUCGUUUUAUGUGGUCUAGCAAUUCAAGACCUUUAGUAGCAGACACUGGCUAUUGGGCUGAAUCUUUGCCCUUAAUGGAUGCCCCAUUGUGUGCUGUAAUUGAUCCCAUACGUGAUUAUCGUUGGCAUGCUUUACGUUGUGGCGGUCCAGAGACAGCAUCCUUUUUAUGUGAAAUGCCAGUACCCACCUGGGCAGAUGCUUGUAAUUUAAAGGACAUGCCAAAUUUAACCUUGCAAUAUAUGGCUGAUACAGCCAGUAUUGAAUUAAUACGAAAUUGCCAAGAGGAAGGUUUAUUAAGGACUAUGUGUAGAGGCAAACAGGAUCGUGAAAGAGCUUUACAAGAUUUGAUUUGCCCUAGAGAACGUUUGGAAGCUCAACGCAUCAAUGAUAUUACCAAUUCCCAUUUCAAGUCCUUGCAAAUUAUCAAUUCUAUACCUUCGGAUAAUAAUGAAAAUAAUGAUAUAGAACUUUUACCCCUGGAAGUGAACUAUGGUCCCCAUUAUCCUGAAGAACUGCAAACCGAAAAGAAUACCGUACAGCGUCUUAUAGAACAAUUCAAUGUGGAUGAGUUAAUGCAGGCUGAUGAACCCUCUAAUAUGGAAACUGUUAGCUCAUUCUAUAAAAUCCCCGGUCUCAUACCCAAACCAGUUAAGAAGUCAGCCAAAAAAGUUUUGGAUUAUCCAAAAAAGGAUAACGGCAAACAAAAGGGUGGCGAUAUGACUGGCGAACAAGCACAGAAGGAUAGGAAGAGAUUGGAAAUGGAGGAUAUGAUGAUGGGUGAUCAGCCUUUGCAAGGAGAACCAGAAAUGCCCGAACAAUUUUUAAAUGAAGAAGUUUCAAAUGAAAUAUUGGAACCUUUGCCUCACAUAAAGAAAACCAAUAUACACAAAGAAGAUGGUUUGGAGAAAAUGGAAAAGGAAGCCAUAGCCAUGAAGAAAAGUAUGCAAAAAUCAAAGGAAAUGGAAAAUAAGAAAAUGUUAAUGAUGAGCUCAAGCACAACUACAACAACAACAACGGAACCAGCUAGCACAACAACUACAACCACAACGACCACUAGUGCACCAACUGCAACAACAGAAAAACUUUUGACAACCACUGCUGAUGUUCAAUCAACAACUAAAGCCGAUGAGUUGACAACUGCUAACGAAGACCACACUCAUAAACAUCAUCAUUAUGAAACUCAUACAGAAUUUGAGAGUACCGGUGGACAUUUGACAACAACCUCGACUUCCGCUACUAUUGGACAUCCAAUGCAUCCCCAACAGCCACGCAGCAAUGUAAUAACAGAAGAAACUCAACAUCCACAUGCCAAAGAAUCUGCAGACAAUUCACAUUUCAUACCACCCAUGCUUAUGGUAAAAUCUCAUUAUGUGCCACCUGCAAACAAACAUGGUCACAAUGAACGUGAACAUCACCAACACCAUCACCAACAAGAAGAACUGCAUCAUGAGGAUGAUCAAACUCACUUAGAGACCACAACUGGAGAACAAGCUGAGACAACAAUAACCAAGCAGCAACAAAAUCAAACCUCAGAUAAUGUUAUGACAGUGACAACUCCUAAAGUGUUGGAUUUAGAGAAAACUACAUUAAAGACUUUGGACACCUCAGCCAGCAGUAGUACAGAAAGCGAAAAACCAAUUGCCACAACCAGACAGGAAGAACAAAAAACUGCAGCAAUAACAACAACUACUGAAAGUGACAGUAGUAUAAAACCAAUUACAGAACAGCAAACAACGGAAACGGAACAACGUAAAAAUUCCAAAAAUUUGCAUUUCGAGGAAAUACAAACCACAAUGACCGCAACAACUAUACAGACAGUUGCCUCUACAACUACAGCAUCAGCAGUUUCUACAAACACCCAGGAUAACGAAGAAACAACUUUACCAAACAGUAGCUUUGAAGAAAUUAAUAAAAAUAAAGCUGGCCAUGAAAAAGUUGAGGAGGAGGCACCCCAAACAAUACACACAGUUAGUAAAGAAACAACACAAAAUACAAACCUGGUUACAACAACAGAAAAACCCCUAAUAACCACAGAAAAACUUUCGGAUUUACAGACAGCAGUAGACAAUAUACAAAAAACACAAGAAAUUGCUGAUACAACAACAGCUGAAGCACCAACAGAGAAAACAAAGCAACAACAACAUGUGAUAACAAUGGAAGAAAAACUGUUGGCAAUAAAAAAUGAAGAAUAUAAAGAACAUUUACAAACAGUUGCAACCACACAGAAACUAACAACAACAGAAAGAGCUCAAGUAAUAACAACAUCAACAAUGUCAGCACAAAUGCAACAACAAAAUCCAACUACAAUAACAACAGAAACACAAAGUUUACCGCAAAUGGAAAAAAAUCUAGAAGAUGAAAAACAAGGAGAGCAAGAGGAGGGCGACAGCAAACAAACGGACCAAGAUAAAAAGGAAACAAUUGUAAAAACAACGGAAAUACUAGUAACAUCAUCGGCAACAGCCAAAGAAGAAGAUACACAGAAAACAACAACAACACCAGCAACACUAACAACAUCAAGCUCAAGUAUAACCACAACUACAACUGUUAAACCGAUUACUACAACUACACCACAAAAUGAAGUAAAAUCAACUGAAACUUCCUUUUCCUCUACGAGCAUCAUCAUCACCACUACAACUAAUAUGCCAACAACAACUAAUAAUGGAGAGACCAGUACCACCACCAUUACACCACCCACCACAACAACAUUUUCCACAGCGAUGCCAUCAUCAUCAUCAUCAUCGCCAGCAAUAACAACUACAACAAUAGAUAACGAAGCUGAAUUAGCAACAGCCCGAGCAGAAACAUCAACAGAAACAUCAUCACCACCUGAAACUACUCGCAACUUUUUAAAAGUUACCACUGAAAUGCCAUUUAAACCAAAUCGUCGACGCUCUCUUACCAAACCGGAAACAGUGAGUUAUAUGAAAAAAAUUUUAGGUUAAGUAAUAAAAAUAACAACAAAAACAAAAAACCCACAUUCAUACAUACAUACAGCAACAACAAAUGUUUAUAUAGAAAAGAGAGAAAAAUAACAUUAAACAACAAAAACCAAUUGCAAUUUAAUACAAAAGAAAUAUAAUAAAAUGAAAGAAGAAAAUAAUUGAGAAAAUAAAUACUAUUGAAAGAGCAAAAUACGAAUGUUGUGUUUAUUUUAGCCAGAGAUUUAGGAAAAAAGAAGAGUGCACAAUAUUAUUUAGAGAUAACAACAAAAAAUUAUUAAGAUUUACUGUUAGUACAUUAAAAAAUGUUUGUUUAAGAAAGGAGGCAUUUGAAAUUAUAAAAAUAUUAGAUCCUUAAUAUUUCAGAGAAGAAGAUUUGCUUACAUCUCAAGUUAACUUAUUUACAUUAUGUCAUAUUGUAAAGUUUCAAAAAAUAUUUUCAUAAUAAACAUGAAUAAACAUGAGCUGACUCAACAGCGCAAUUUAAAAAGCCCAACUGAAACACGAUUUUCUCCGUAUAGAGCUUUUUGAACUAGAGAAUAUUCGAUUUAACUUUGAACUUUUAAAGCGGCAUAAGAUUUUGAAUAAAUAUUUACAACUUUUUUAAUAACGAUUUCUUUAACAAAGCUUUAUGGAGCAAUUAAAACCUUAAAAAUGUUCUUCAAUACAGUUCUAUUUAUUAAUUUUAUGACAAAGCUAUAACAAUACAUGACGAGUAAAUUUUGUGUCUUUUUUUAAUGAAGAUCUAAAGAGACAAAGGAGCUUUAAAAAACUUUUUAAAGUUUUUUAUUUAAAGCUUCAACAAACAGCUUUUCUAUUCAACAAUUAACAAAUUUUGGCUUUUGUGCCAGCAGUGUAACAGAAAAACUACUUCAAGGCUUCCAUUAGUUUGAAAUUCGAAAGAAUUUUUAAUUUAUCCGCUCGUAUUAUUUAACAAAUUUUUUUAAAUAAAUUCAUUGAAUUUUACUUAUUUAUUUAUAACGUAAAGUUAUAUAACAUCUGCAAUUAAUCACUGUUCAAUUAAUGUCCAACAUUAAUUUUAUUAUAUUUGCAAAAACAUUUGAAAGGAUUAAAAAAAAACAAACUAGUAGAGUUUUAACAAAAAAAUGUAAGACGUAAAAAAUAUGUAGCAUGUAAAAAGUAAAAGAAAAUAAUUAAAAUAAAACAUAAAAAACACAAUUUGUAACAUGAAUAAUUGAAGAAAAAUAAUUAAAAUAUAAACCCACAAAACACACUCAUAUACAGUAAUAAAAAAAAACAUUGGUAAGUCAAUUUAUAUAAUAAACAUCAACAAACACACACUCAAUCACAACAAAACGGAAGUUAAAAAAACAGUGUUGUUUUUUCUCCCUUAAAGCACAAAACAAACAACGGAAGUUAAAAAAGAAACAAAAAUGCCAAAUAUAAAUUUAACAACAAAAAGUAAAAAAUAUUAAUAAGUUAAA